GAUCCAGUCGCCGGAAGCCCCCGAGAAGAUGUCAGGAAUGCAGGCUGUCUGGCCUUCCGGCACAGAAUGUAUCGCCAAAUAUAAUUUCCACGGCACCGCUGAUCAAGAUCUCCCCUUCAGCAAAGGAGAUGUCCUCACCAUCAUCUCGGUCACCAAGGACCCCAACUGGUACAAAGCGAAGAACAAAGUGGGCCGCGAGGGCAUCAUCCCAGCCAACUACGUUCAGAAACGCGAAGGGAUGAAACCUGGAAUCAAGCUUAGCCUGAUGCCCUGGUUUCACGGGAAGAUCACGCGUGAGCAAGCUGAGCGGCUGCUGUACCCUCCGGAGACGGGCCUGUUCCUGGUGCGAGAGAGCACCAACUACCCGGGCGAUUAUACCCUCUGCGUCAGCUGCGAAGGCAAAGUGGAGCAUUAUCGCAUCAUCUACUCCUCCAGCAAGCUGAGCAUUGACGAAGAGGUCUACUUCGAGAACCUCAUGCAACUCGUGGAGCACUACACCUCGGACGCUGACGGGCUCUGCACUCGACUGAUGAAGCCGAAGGUGAUGGAGGGCACCGUGGCUGCGCAAGACGAAUUCUCACGGAGUAAACAGCUCCGGCAUAGCAAUUUGGUCCAGAUGUUGGGGGUGAUCGUGGAGGAGAAAGGGGGCCUCUACAUUGUCACAGAAUUUAUGGCGAAGGGAAGUCUAGUCGAUUAUCUCCGCUCCCGAGGAAGGUCUGUGCUGGGAGGCGAGUGCUUGCUGAAAUUUUCCUUAGAUGUCUGCGAAGCCAUGGCGUACUUGGAAGCCAACAAUUUCGUUCACCGGGACUUGGCAGCGAGGAACGUGUUGGUCUCGGAGGACAACAUUGCCAAAGUCAGUGACUUUGGACUGACAAAGGAAGCUUCGUCCACCCAGGACACCGGCAAGCUCCCGGUGAAAUGGACAGCACCAGAAGCACUUAGAGAAAAGAAAUUUUCAACCAAAUCAGACGUAUGGAGUUUUGGAAUUCUUCUCUGGGAAAUCUAUUCUUUUGGGCGAGUGCCUUAUCCGAGAAUUCCUCUGAAGGACGUGGUCCCUCGUGUGGAAAAGGGGUACAAGAUGGACUCUCCAGAUGGCUGCCCCCAGAUUGUCUACGAGGUGAUGAAAAAAUGCUGGACUUUGGAUCCCGUCCACCGGCCGUCCUUCCACCAAUUACGGGAACAGCUAGAGCAUAUCAAAGCCAACGAGCUCUACCUGUGAAGCCGACUGGAGGGCGGGGCUUCUCUUUGGACACACCCUCCCUGCCUUCUCCCCGGGGCACAGACCUCAGGGGUGAGGCUGGGUGAAGAAACCUCCCC
Protobothrops mucrosquamatus (brown spotted pit viper) is the source of this 1317-nucleotide messenger RNA. It is a transcript of the gene CSK, whose product is annotated as C-terminal Src kinase. Gene Ontology annotation, biological process: protein phosphorylation; regulation of Fc receptor mediated stimulatory signaling pathway; adherens junction organization. Lineage: Eukaryota; Metazoa; Chordata; Lepidosauria; Squamata; Viperidae. The transcript is spliced from 10 exons. The record is from RefSeq and is a predicted model, not a curated record. Gene Ontology annotation, molecular function: protein binding; protein tyrosine kinase activity; ATP binding. The coding region runs from base 29 to 1219 and encodes 396 amino acids.